Messenger RNA from Aspergillus wentii DTO 134E9, 1813 nucleotides. Its product is annotated as putative MFS transporter. Gene Ontology annotation, biological process: transmembrane transport. Gene Ontology annotation, cellular component: membrane. NCBI's taxonomy places the organism in Eukaryota, Fungi, Ascomycota, Eurotiomycetes, Eurotiales, Aspergillaceae. The record is from RefSeq and is a predicted model, not a curated record. The transcript has 3 exons. The coding region runs from base 96 to 1589 and encodes 497 amino acids. Gene Ontology annotation, molecular function: transmembrane transporter activity.
AGACAUUAUAAUGCAGCCCAUCCCUUGCUAUCCCUGCCCUCCUCUUCCCUUCCAUUCCUCUUUGUCUUCCAUUCUUCUUCUAUCCGAAUACCAAAAUGUCCCAAACCAGUCUGCCUCGCGAUACCAAGACAGUAGAAACCGUCCACGACGACGUCACCAAACCUGUCAGUGAAGAUGUUGGCGUUGUCCGGGUCAUCGAUCACAAAGCAGAGCGAGCGCUGUGUCGUCGAUUCGACUUUCGCCUGCUUCCUGUGUUGGCUUUUAUGUAUCUCUUCAAUGCGCUUGAUAAAGGAAACUUGGGAAAUGCAGAAACAGAAGGACUCAGCGAUGAUCUCAACUUCAAACCUGGCCAGUACAACCUGCUGCUGUCCAUCUUCUUUAUCCCAUACGUCAUCUUUGCCCCUCCCUUUUCGAUGAUUGGCAAGCACUACAGUCCUGCCCGUGUGAUGCCUAUCCUGAUGUUCUCCUUUGGUUGCUUCACUCUUCUCUCCUCCUCCACCAAGAACUUUGGAGGCAUUUUCGCUCUUCGCUGGUUCCUGGGCAUGUCUGAAGCUGCCUUCUUCCCUCUGGUCAUCUACUAUCUCACCACUUUCUACCGUCGAGGCGAAUUGGCUCGUCGCCUCGCCAUCUUCUACGCAGCAUCCAAUAUCGCCAACGCCUUCUCCGGCCUCAUCGCCUUUGGCGUCUUCCAGAUCAAACACUCCUCCAUCCCCAACUGGCGCUAUCUCUUCAUCAUCGAAGGAGCUGCUACUGUUCUCCUCGCCAUCUUUGCCUUCUGGUAUCUCCCUCGCAGUGCCGCAGAAGCCAAAUUCCUCUCUGAAGAAGAAAAGGAACUUGCCUUCCACCGCAUCCAGGUCGACUCCAGUGCCGUUGUGAAUGAGAAAUUCAGCUUCCGCGAAGCCAUCGCCAUCUUCAAACACCCUACGACCUACGUCUUCCUCGCUAUUGAAAUCUGCAUCGGCGUCCCAAUCCAGAGCGUUGCCCUCUUCCUCCCUCAAAUCGUCGAACGCCUCGGCUAUUCCACUGUCAAGACAAACCUCUACACCGUCGCUCCCAACGUCACCGGCGCGGUCAUGCUGGUCAUCCUCGCCUUCUCCUCUGACGCCGUCCGUCUGCGUUCCCCCUUCAUUGUCCUCGGCUUUCUCCUCACCUUUGCCGGCUUCAUGAUCUACGCCUCCAUCGACGACGUCCAGGCCGAGAUCCAAGUCGCCUACUUUGCCACCUUCAUGAUGACAUGGGGUACAUCCGCCCCAUCCGUACUACUGAGCACCUGGUACAACAACAACAUCGCCCACGAAGGCCGUCGCGUCCUCCUCACCUCCAUCGGCGUCCCCCUCGCCAACCUGAUGGGCCUAGUAAGCAGUAACGUAUUCCGGGCUAAGGAUAAACCAAAAUACAUGCCCGCCUUAAUCACAGUCGCUGUUUUCGGCGCCUGCGGUGCAUCCCUCGCAGCGUUACUGGGCACUUACAUGUGGCUGGAUAAUAAACGUCGCGAUCGUCGCGAUGGAGUCAAAGUCGAGGCACGGGAUAUUCCGACGGAGCGAUUGAGAGAUGGGCCUUCUUCGCCUGAGUUUCGCUGGUUUUUGUAAUUAUUGACCGGUUGGUUAUAGUCUAUGAUGGUAUGAGUUAUGUCAGUUAUGCUAGUUGAAUACGACCCACGAUGCUUAUUUCUCCGCGUUUCCCCGCAAAAUGUAACGUGGGGGUCACUCGAUCAUCAUUGAUGCUGUGACCUCAUUUCGUAGCCGAGGAUGCUACUGUCGCUUAUGAGCUGUGCAUUUCUACGUCAAUACAAAUUUAAAUAUUCUAUGCUGAU